Molecule: messenger RNA, 2643 nt
Organism: Gracilinanus agilis (Agile Gracile Mouse Opossum)
Lineage: Eukaryota; Metazoa; Chordata; Mammalia; Didelphimorphia; Didelphidae
Product: histone-lysine N-methyltransferase SETD1B-like
Exons: 7
Cellular component (GO): Set1C/COMPASS complex
Molecular function (GO): histone H3K4 methyltransferase activity
Source: RefSeq, a predicted model, not a curated record
CCACCCCCUCCGGGGGUGCCCCCGCCCCACAUCCUGCCCCCACUGCCCCCCUUCCCUCCGGGCAUGUUCCCCAUGAUGCAGGUGGACAUGAUGAAUGUGCUGGGUGGCCAGUGGGCCGGGAUGCCCAUGUCCUUCCAGAUGCAGACGCAGAUGCUUAGCCGGAUGAUGCAGGGUCAGGGGGUGUGCCAGUACCCACCGUUCAUGGGGAGCGGCAUGCAGUUUGUGAACUUGCCCCCCUACCGGCCCUUCUCCAUGGCAGGGGCAGUGGGGCGGGGCCAGCAAUGGCCCCCGCUGCCCAAAUUUGACCCGUCGGUGCCACCUCCGGGCUACAUGCCCAAGAAGGAAGACCCACACAAGGCCACCGUAGACGGCGUCCUGCUGGUGAUCGUCAAGGAGCUGAAGGCCAUCAUGAAGCGGGACCUGAACCGCAAGAUGGUGGAGGUGGUAGCCUUCAGGGCCUUCGACGAGUGGUGGGACAAGAAGGAGCGGAUGGCCAAGGCAUCACUGACCCCAGUGAAAUCGGGCGAGCAUAAAGAUGAAGAGAGGCCAAAGCCCAAAGACCGCCUCACAUCCUGCCUGCUGGAGAACUGGAGCAAGGGUGAAGGGCUGGGCUACGAGGGCAUGGGGCUGGGCAUCGGCCUCCGUGGGGCCAUCCGGCUGCCCUCUUUUAAGGUUAAGAGGAAGGAACCACCAGACCCAGCCUCCACUGGAGACCAGAAGAGGUUGCGGCCCUCCACCUCAGUGGAUGAGGAAGAUGAAGAGUCAGAAAGAGACAGAGACAUGUCUGAUAUCCCCUCAGACCUCUCCAAGAAGGACCCGGAUGGCGUCAGUAUCCGAAGGCGGCCAGCCCGGCCCCUGGAGCUGGACAGUGAGGGGGAGGAAGAGGAUGACAAGGAGGAGUCGUCUUCCUCUUCGUCUUCGUCGUCUUCGUCGUCCUCUUCGUCGUCCUCAUCGUUGUCGUCAUCGUCAUCAUCGUCCUCGGAGAAGGAGGAAGAUGAAGAGGACAGGCUAGCCAAGACCUCAUCCGACAAGGAAGAAGAAGAGGAGGAGGAUGUCGAUGAGGAAGAGGAGGAGGACGAAGAGGAGGACGAAGAAGACGAAGAAGAACCAGCUGAGGUGGAGAUGAGUGAGAAGGAAGAAGGCCUGGACUCUGAAGAAGAGGAUGUUCGGAGCAUGGUCUCAUCCAAGAUAGAGCCAGCAUCUUCUGAAGAGAGUGAGGAUUCUUCAGAGUAUGAGUCCACUUCAGAGUCUGAGGAAGAGGAGGAAGAAGAAGAAGAGGAAGAGGAAGAGGAAGAAGAGGAGGAGGAGGAGGAGGAGGAGGCGGCUGAGUCAGAGGAGGUGAUGGAGGAAGCACCAGCUGGGGAAGGCCAAGAUCUGCAAGGACCUGAAAUUGCAAUGGAGGCUGGAGCUGAUGUUGAGGAGGAGGAAGAAGAAGAGGAGGAGGAGAUGACCAUUUUGGAGCUGACGACAGUGAUGGAUGAGCCUGAGUUAACAAACCUGGGGGCAGAGGAGACGGUUGGAGGUGGGGAUGCCCCUGAACAGCCUGGUCUCAAGCAGGUGGACAUGAUGCUGGCAGAGCUGCCUACACCUGGGCCCCCAGAGCCACAGAGACACCUGACCCCAUCACCUGUGGACGCUUCAGGGGAAGAGACGGAGCUGGAGUCCACAGAAGUCCUCAAGGAGGUGUCUUUUCUAUCACGACCACCCAGCCCACCUGGCCUCCCCCCAGAGGCCACACCUCAACAGGGCAAUUUCCUUCGGGAGGUUGAGGUGGAGGGCCGGCCCCACACCCUAGGCCCCAAGGUGGUCCUUCCUCUGGAGCCAGAGUCCCUUAGGCUUCAGCCUCUGUUCCCUGCCAGGCCCCCCCAGCCACUGCCUCUCCUGGAGGAGCCCCUCCCUGAAGAACUGCCCCCUCGAACACCAGGCCGGGACCCUCUGGCCAAGUCCCAGAGCACAGAGACUGUGCCUGCCACGCCGGGCAGUGAAACCCCCCUCACUGCCAGCAGCCUGGCCCUCAGCUCCCCCCAGGUCCCCAGCAGCCCCUUCUCUUAUCCGUCUCAGUCUCCUGGACUCAGUGGCGGUGGCAUUCCUCGGACGCCUGGGCGAGACUUUAGCUUCACACCCACCUUUCCCGAGCCCGUGGGGCCCUUACCGCUGUCUGUAUGUUCCCUCCCACCUGGCAAGAAGCUCCCUGGGGACGAUCGGCCAGGCCCUGGUGCUCCGACUUCUUCCAGCCCCCUGGAAUCCGGUUUCCCCCUACCUGUGUCUCUACCUGUGCCCCUUUCAGUGCCAGUCCCUCUGCCAGUCCCUCUGUCUCUCCCUCCAGGCCCAUUGCUCCCCCAGUCCCCCACCUUGCUACCUCUGCCCUUGACCUUGCCCCUGGCUCUGCCUCUGGCCCCUUCCCUACCAUCUCCAUGCCCUUCUCCCAUAAAGAGAAAGCCCGGGAGGCCCAAACGUUCCCCACCAGCCGUGCUCACCCUGGAUGUGCCUCCAGGAAGGCUCGCCACCUUGCCUCCUGAGGCAGCAGGCCACAAGCUGCUACUGCUGGCAGGGCAGCCACCCGCCACCGCUGCCUUCCACGGGGCACCAGACCCCCGAGUCGUGACGCUGGACUUCAGGAACAACGACGAGGGCCUCCCUCCC